This is a messenger RNA of Ricinus communis (castor bean), 516 nucleotides long. Its product is annotated as circumsporozoite protein-like. NCBI's taxonomy places the organism in Eukaryota, Viridiplantae, Streptophyta, Magnoliopsida, Malpighiales, Euphorbiaceae. The record is from RefSeq and is a predicted model, not a curated record. The transcript has 3 exons. The coding region runs from base 1 to 516 and encodes 171 amino acids.
AUGACAAGGAACCCGCAUCUCUUCUCACACCUUGAGAUGAAAAAUGAAGGUAAGGUAACCUUUGGUCACAAUGAUAAAGGUGUAGCAAGAGAGUUAGGUUAUAUUACAGUAGCUGGGUUUCGUAUGAGGAAUGAUAGUGGUGUUGGUUUUAGGAGUUUAAACUCAAAUAAUGACAUAAUGGAAUGGGUUAAGGGUUUAGACAUAAACCAAGACAAAAACAGUUACCCUGCCCCAAACAUUGACAGCAGCCGAAAGAGUGACCCUUCCCUAAACAUUGACCCUAGCCCAGAUAAUGACCCUACUCCAAACAUUGACCCUAGCCCAGACAAUGUUCCAAACAAUGACCCUAGUCUAGACAUUGACCCUGGCCCAUACCUAGGCUUUGCUAGAAGCCUAGACUGUAAGAAAAAUGCACCAAAUACAUACACUGACCUAGAAUGUGAGCCAAAUACCUUCCCAAACCCUAAAUGCAAUGAAUGGCAUAACUGUGAGACAAUAAAUGAGGACAUACAGUAG